Messenger RNA from Adineta ricciae, 2505 nucleotides. Lineage: Eukaryota; Metazoa; Rotifera; Eurotatoria; Adinetida; Adinetidae. The record is from the annotation of a GenBank genome assembly.
AUGGCGGCGAUAUUAUUGGCCGGAGAAAAGUUAAGCAAUUCAUACGGUAAAUCUCAGUUAUUCGACAUGAUUAAUCACGUAUUGCCUUACGUUUCGCCAAAAUUUCUUCAACCAAUGGAUAAUCGUGGUAAUUAUCGAGAUUCAGAUCGUGAUGGAUCGAAUAAUCGACGUAGUGGAGGAGAUCGUGAUGAACGAGAUCAACGUCGUGAUCCUUCUUCAUCUUCAUCUCAACAACAUCGCAUAGAAGAAGAAGAAACGACUCAUUAUCGUUCACAAAUAGCUCCGCGUCCUACGAAUAUUACAACAAAUCGAGUUGUACCAUCAUCAAACAACAUUAUCAUGGAACGAUUCUAUUCCUACGGUACAGGUCCUGGUGUUCCACUUAAGCCAGGUGGCAAAUCGGCGGCUGUCGUCGCUAUUCAAGAAAACCGUGAACGUGAAAAACGAGAAUUAAGUCAUCUUAAUGAUCGUUUUGCAUCCUACAUUGAGCGUGUACGAUAUUUGGAAGCACUCAAUAAGAAACUUCAACUUGAAUUGGAACAUUUACGAGGAAAAUGGGGUUCGGAAACGGGUAAAGUUAAGGAAAUGUAUGAAGUGGAAAUACGUGAAGCGCGUCGUAUUAUUGAUGAAACUUCCAAAGAUCGAGCAACAGCCGAACUUCGUGCCAAACGUGCCGAAGAAGAAACAUUAAAAUAUAAGGACAAAUACGAAACACUAUUAGCCGGAAGAGAUGCCGAUCGACAAAAAAUAGAAGCAUUACAAAAACAACUCGCCGACAACGAAGCAGAUCUUAAUCUAUUCCGUCGUCGUAUAGCUGAUUUGGAAGAUGAACAAAAACGUUUCCGUGCUGAGUCUCAGAAGCUCAUCUUAGACAUUCAACGUGUCACGCAAGAUCUGGAUCAGGAAACAAUUGCACGUGUGCAAUUAGAAAAUGAAAAACAGAGUCUGGAAGAAGAAAUUAAUUUUCUAAAACAAAUUCAUGCUCAAGAAAUUGAAGAAUUAAAACAUGCGAAUCUUAUUGGAACAGCUUUAGAUCCAUCAAAUUUCUUUAAACAUGAGUUAUCCAAUGCAAUUCGAGACAUCAGAGAAGAAUAUGAACAGCUUAAUAAUCAACAACGUAAUGAAUUGGAAUCGUGGUACCGUAUAAAAGUGACACAAGCGGUCCAAGAAGUGCAAGCCCGCCGUGCAAUUGAAGGACCAGAAAGUGUUCGUGAGCGAGAGGAAAUUAAAAAACUACGCACAUUGGUUACAGAUUCACGAAAAGAUAUUUCGGCUAUGCGUCAAAGGAAUGGCGAGUUAGAAAAUCGUAUUCAAGAAUUAGAAGAACUUGUACAGAUUGAACGACGUGAAGGUAUUCAAGCAUCUAACGAACGGGAUCGGGAAAUCCAAGAACUACGAGCUCGGUUAGAAGAAUUAGGACGUGAUUAUGAUGAAUUGGUAACAACAAAAUCAUCGCUGGAUGCAGAAAUUGCCAUUUAUAGGAAACUAUUAGAAGGAGAAGAAAACAGAGCGGGUCUAAAACAAAUAGUGUCUAAUGUUGAAGAACAAGCACGAGCAGAUUUCGCUGCUGCCGGUGGAGCUGGUGGUAGUGGCGGAGCAAGUAGUGGGGGCGCUGGUGGUGGUAGUAGCACCACUACUGGUGGUGGAGCUGGCAGCGGAGGCGCGUCAUAUUCAUAUUCGCGUUCCUAUCGAACAACCAGUGGUGGUCAAGAAUCAGAUGAGCGAUCCUCCAUUGAACGCGAUUCCAGUGGUAACCAACGAGGUGUAGGUGGUAGUGAUUACGUCGGUGGAAAUCGCAAUCGAGACGACUUCUAUCGUUCUGGUCCAGGAACAAGUUCAUCAUACGAACGUAGCUCAAAUCUUCCGCCAUCAACAUCUGGCGAUAAUGUUCGUCAUCCGCCAACAAUUCGAGAAGAAAUCAAUCGAAGUGGUAGUGCACUUAAUCGAGUUCGAGAACAGAGUGGAUCCAUUGAUCGAAGUUCAUCUGGUCAACGUGGUGGUGAAGGUGAUGACUCAUCGUUGGAGGAUCCCAACGAACGACGUGAUCGUUUACCAGCAACACGUAAAGACGAUGGUUAUGGUCAAAUUCGUUGUGGUAUCCGAUACGAUCGAACACGCGGUAAACUUAUUGUACGUGUAUAUGAAGCACGUGAUUUAAUUAAUACGGAUAAGAAUAGUCUAUCGGAUCCGUAUGUACGUUUGUUAUUGUUACCGGACAAACGUAAGAAGACCAAACGACGCACUCGAAUUAUGAAAGAUACAUUAGCACCUGUUUUUGAUGAAACAUUCGAAUAUGAUAUGACAUAUGAAGAAGCCAAGUUAAAAACUCUUGAUCUUACCGUCAAAAACGAUCGUUCGCUCUUUUCAACAGACAAAGUUUUCAUGGGUCAAGCAUUAGUUACAUUGGGUAAUUACAACUUAGACGAUGGAAACUUAAUCGAUGAUUGGUUCACUCUUGAACCUGAAGGUGCAUUGGCCCUGCGGCUGAAAGCACUUGAUGCUUGA